AUGAAUAAAUACGAAUUAAACGCAGAUAAUCACGAAGUUUAUCCAGCUCGAAAGAGUAUUAGAAAAUCCUUAUUCUGCCACUGUUGCUGUUGCGUGGGAAGCUUUAUUAAUGGUUGUCAACUCAGUUCCAAAAGAGAUGCUUCCGUCAUAUAUAAGUUGGUACGUGAUGCUGUAUCUACUGCAAGAGAUAAGGAGCGCAGAAGAAAGAAGGGAGGCCCCGUUGUCAUUCCUGGAUUCUCUCUUCCAAAAGCGCUUCAACCACUGCUUCCAAUAUUUCUUCAGGGUCUGAUUAGUGGGUCAGCUGAACUGAGACAGCAGGCAGCCCUAGGUCUUGGGGAGCUUAUAGAAGUGACUAGUGAGCAAUCACUGAAACAGUUUGUCAUUCCAAUUACUGGGCCACUUAUUCGAAUCAUAGGUGAUUGUUUUCCUUGGCAAGUCAAGAGUGCUAUUUUAUCUACAUUGAGUAUCAUGAUCCGAAAGGGUGGGACCGCACUGAAACCUUUUCUUCCUCAGCUGCAAACAACAUUUAUCAAGUGUCUGCAAGAUAACACAAGGACUGUUCGCUCAAGUGCUGCCCUCGCACUGGGUAAGCUUAGUGCAUUGAGUAGCAGGGUUGACCCAUUAGGCAGUGACCUCCUAUCUAGUUUGCAGGCAUCUGAUUCUGGAGUAAGGGAGGCCAUAUUGACUGCUUUAAAAGGUGUUGUAAAGCAUGCUGGUAAGAGUGUAAGCCCAGCUACUAGGACUCGUGUCUACGCACUUCUCAAGGAUUUGAUUCAUCAGGAUGAUGACCAAGUUCGAGUGUUUGCUUUUAGCAUACUGGGUGUUUUAUCGCAGUAUAUGGAAGAAUCUGAGCUGUCAGACCUUCUUCAAGAACUUCUACAACUAUCCUCUUCUUCAAGCUGGGCUGAUCGUCAUGGUGCAGUUCUUACGUUCCAUGAUGAAAAGGAGGUCUUGGUUGAUAGGCUGGCUUUUGAUUUGCCGCAUAGCUGA
Hibiscus syriacus is the source of this 990-nucleotide messenger RNA. RefSeq names its product protein ILITYHIA-like. Gene Ontology annotation, molecular function: protein kinase regulator activity. The transcript is spliced from 10 exons. Bases 1 to 990 code for a protein of 329 amino acids. Gene Ontology annotation, cellular component: cytosol. Gene Ontology annotation, biological process: cellular response to amino acid starvation; regulation of translation. Lineage: Eukaryota; Viridiplantae; Streptophyta; Magnoliopsida; Malvales; Malvaceae. The record is from RefSeq and is a predicted model, not a curated record.